Messenger RNA from Onychostoma macrolepis, 1691 nucleotides. It is a transcript of the gene actc2, whose product is annotated as actin, alpha, cardiac muscle 2. Gene Ontology annotation, biological process: actin filament organization; actin-myosin filament sliding; heart contraction. Gene Ontology annotation, molecular function: myosin binding. The record is from RefSeq and is a predicted model, not a curated record. The transcript is spliced from 8 exons. NCBI's taxonomy places the organism in Eukaryota, Metazoa, Chordata, Actinopteri, Cypriniformes, Cyprinidae. The coding region runs from base 337 to 1470 and encodes 377 amino acids. Gene Ontology annotation, cellular component: sarcomere; actin filament.
UUUAGGGAUGCUAUUUCAACAAUGUUCACGGUGAUUAAUAAUGACGUGCUGAAAAUCGUGGGAUACCAUCACUCGCCCCCCGCGAUGCCUCCCCGCGUCUCUUCCCAUACAUGGGCGUAGGACCGAAUGCCUCGCGGUGGGUCUCUCCUCUCCGCGCCCUUCCAUUCAUGGCCACUCCGCUCUCAAUGGCGCUCGGGCUACCAAAUAAGGAGAGGGAAGUCCAGCGGGCGCCGGGCCACUCUUGGAGUAUAAAUUGGCUGCGGCUCAAGGCGCUGUCUACCAUUCACUCUCCGAGGGAACCAGCUCUUGGUGCUGAUCUGACCCCCAGCUGACACCAUGUGUGACGACGACGAGACCACCGCUCUUGUAUGCGACAAUGGCUCUGGCCUGGUGAAGGCUGGCUUUGCCGGAGAUGAUGCGCCUCGCGCUGUCUUCCCCUCCAUCGUUGGUCGUCCUCGCCACCAGGGUGUCAUGGUAGGUAUGGGACAGAAAGACUCCUACGUGGGUGAUGAGGCUCAGAGCAAGAGAGGUAUCCUGACUUUGAAAUACCCAAUUGAGCAUGGUAUUAUCACCAACUGGGAUGAUAUGGAGAAGAUCUGGCACCACACCUUCUACAAUGAGCUGCGUGUGGCCCCUGAGGAACAUCCCACCCUGCUCACUGAAGCUCCUCUUAACCCCAAGGCCAACAGAGAGAAGAUGACACAGAUCAUGUUUGAGACCUUCAACGUUCCUGCCAUGUAUGUGGCCAUCCAGGCUGUGUUGUCACUGUACGCUUCUGGCCGUACCACUGGUAUUGUGCUGGACUCUGGAGAUGGUGUGACCCACAAUGUGCCCAUCUAUGAGGGUUAUGCUCUGCCUCACGCCAUCAUGCGCCUGGAUCUGGCCGGUCGUGAUCUGACUGACUACCUGAUGAAGAUCCUGACUGAGCGUGGCUACUCUUUUGUGACCACAGCUGAGCGUGAGAUCGUUCGUGACAUCAAGGAGAAGCUGUGCUACGUCGCUCUGGACUUUGAGAAUGAGAUGGCCACUGCUGCUUCCUCCUCUUCUCUGGAGAAGUCCUACGAGUUGCCUGAUGGUCAGGUCAUCACCAUAGGAAAUGAGCGUUUCCGUUGCCCAGAGACUCUCUUCCAGCCUUCCUUCAUUGGUAUGGAGUCUGCUGGUAUCCAUGAGACCACCUACAACAGCAUCAUGAAGUGCGAUAUUGACAUCCGUAAGGACUUAUAUGCCAACAACGUCCUGUCUGGUGGCACCACAAUGUACCCAGGUAUUGCUGAUCGUAUGCAGAAGGAGAUCACUGCUCUGGCCCCAAGCACCAUGAAGAUCAAGAUCAUCGCUCCCCCUGAGCGCAAGUACUCCGUCUGGAUCGGUGGCUCUAUCCUGGCUUCCCUGUCCACCUUCCAGCAAAUGUGGAUCAGCAAGCAGGAAUACGAUGAGGCUGGCCCAUCCAUCGUCCACAGGAAGUGCUUCUAAGUGCCAGGAUACCCAUAUUACACCGCUGAUUAUGGAUGCAAAGAACAGAAAUUCUCAACAUUACCUCCGCCUGUUACGCAUACAGGCAGAUUUUACCUUUAUUUUUCCUUGUACAGUAUGUUUACACCAAAGUGCAAUUUGUUUGUAGUUAUUUACUGGAUCAUAAAUAAAUUUGUAUGUGGAUAUUUAUUGGUUUUUAAAUAAACAAGACCAAGAAAUUU